Molecule: messenger RNA, 1779 nt
Organism: Megalops cyprinoides (Indo-Pacific tarpon)
Lineage: Eukaryota; Metazoa; Chordata; Actinopteri; Elopiformes; Megalopidae
Gene: fen1
Product: flap structure-specific endonuclease 1
Exons: 12
Coding region: 77-1219 (380 amino acids)
Cellular component (GO): nucleus
Molecular function (GO): 5'-3' exonuclease activity; manganese ion binding; RNA-DNA hybrid ribonuclease activity
Source: RefSeq, a predicted model, not a curated record
AUCCAGUUGGCGCGCUCAAAAGUCUAGGGCUGAGCAGAGUCGUGUUUGGCUAAUCCUGUUUUUGUACGCUGUGGCCAUGGGAAUUCACGGACUUGCCAAGUUAAUUGCGGACCAGGCUCCCUCAGCCAUCAAAGAACACGACAUCAAAAGCUACUUUGGGCGAAAGAUAGCAAUAGAUGCAUCCAUGAGUAUUUAUCAGUUCCUGAUUGCAGUCAGGCAGGAUGGCAAUGUUCUACAAAAUGAGGAUGGAGAGACAACCAGCCACCUGAUGGGCAUGUUCUACAGGACGAUACGCAUGCUGGAGAGUGGAAUCAAACCUGUCUACGUGUUUGAUGGCAAACCCCCACAGCUGAAGUCAGGCGAGCUGGAGAAGAGAGGAGAGAGGAGAGCAGAAGCAGAGAAGCUUCUGGCACAGGCGCAGGAAGCAGGGGAGCAGGAGAAUAUCGACAAGUUCAGCAAGCGGCUUGUGAAAGUCACCAAGCAACACAAUGACGAGUGCAAGAAAUUGCUGACGCUGAUGGGAGUCCCUUACAUCGAAGCUCCGUGUGAAGCAGAGGCCAGCUGCGCGGCGUUAGUGAAGGCAGGCAAGGUCUUCGCCACGGCAACCGAGGACAUGGAUGGCUUGACGUUUGGGACAGGGGUCCUGCUGAGACACCUUACUGCUAGUGAAGCCAAGAAACUUCCCAUUCAGGAAUUCCAUUUCAGUCGCAUUUUGCAGGAAACCGGUCUGACCCACCAGCAGUUCAUAGACCUCUGCAUCUUGCUUGGCUGCGAUUACUGUGGCACAAUAAAAGGAAUUGGACCCAAGCGAGCCAUCGAUCUCAUUAAGCAGCAUGGCUCCAUUGAGGAGAUCCUGGACAGCAUCGAUCCUGCUAAACACCCGGCUCCAGAGGACUGGCUGUAUAAAGAGGCCCGCCGGCUCUUCCUGGAGCCAGAGGUGGUGGACAGUGAUUCUGUAGAGCUGAAGUGGACUGAUCCUGAUGAAGAGGGACUGGUCCAGUUCAUGUGUGCUGAGAAACAGUUCAGUGAGGAGCGCAUUAGGAAUGGCUGUAAGAAGAUCAUGAAAAGCAGACAGGGCAGCACCCAGGGCAGGCUGGACUCCUUCUUCACUGUCACAGGCUCACUGUCAUCCAAACGCAAGGAACUGGACUCAAAGGGGUCAGCAAAGAAGAAGUUGAAAACAACUGCAACUCCAGGAAAAUUCAAAAAAGCCAAAUAGAGAAAAAGAUGAAGUGAACAAGAUCAAGAGGAAGUUAAAGAAUGGAGGAAGGGGGCAGCACUCAUCUUCCAUUUACAUUCAUCUCUGCUUUCUCAUGGUCACUUCCUCAUAUUAAAGAAAGCACAGUAUGGACGUUAUCUGUACAAAACAUUCAACUUGAGAAUAGUGUGGAUAUUUUAGCAAUAAAAUAAUUGCAGCAGGACCAGUUUUAAUGAUUAUGCCUUGUCUUUUUUCUUGUUUGUUCCUUAAAUAAAAAUGUGUGGUUGGUCGCUGGUAUUCUGUUCAUGAUAGUGAUUAAUGCUGUUGCUACAUGCAUUGUGUAACAAUGGAAGAUUCAUAAAAAUGGGAAAGAGUGUCAGUACUGACAUUUCCUCUUUACUGUCAUCUGCUUUUUCAUUAAACUUUCCCCAGAGAGGACAGUUCUGACUUUUACAGAGAAUCUACUUUCAUUCUUUUUUAAAUUUAAGAUACAAAUGUUAUUUUGGUCACCAGUCAGAGGAAACUGAACGGCUUCUGCAAAUCGGGCUUAGUUAACAAUUGCUUACAAGAUAACAUAAACC